Molecule: messenger RNA, 958 nt
Organism: Aspergillus homomorphus CBS 101889
Lineage: Eukaryota; Fungi; Ascomycota; Eurotiomycetes; Eurotiales; Aspergillaceae
Exons: 1
Coding region: 55-918 (287 amino acids)
Source: RefSeq, a predicted model, not a curated record
CUGCUUGAACCUUUGUUCUUCGAGCCAGAACGUCGCAUAAAACCAUCACUAAACAUGGCUUCAUCGCCCGACCGCAAUGGCUCUCUUUUUCACCAUCAAUCCUGGGCCGAACCUUGGGCUCACCCAGAAUUUCCUCCCGAGGAGUCACCGAAGGACCGUGAGAAACGAUUUCGACAGAGAGAAUGGUUUAUGUGGCUGCCUUCCAUCAUUGAACAGUGGGCAUUUCGCGACCGGACCUGGCCUUGGGGCUACGUUGUUUACCGGACUACGUAUUCUUCCCAAGAGGACUGGCACGCUGCUCUGGUUAAGCUCGACCAUUACUUCUGGGGUGGUGUGAUCCCUCCUAUCACUCGCGGUCACAAACCACUGCUAGGCCAAUUGGAUACUUAUGAGCUUGUACGAGCAGGAUAUAGGAACGUCAUCAUUGAGGACCCUGCGUUAGACGGGGUGGGCGUAGGGGUUGUCUUCGAGAAGCACCGUGCGUGGGUGGCACAACACGGGUUCAGACCUGACAAUUGCCCGCGCUUCGGCUACCCGCUCAUGGUUGACGAGCCAUGCAUUCGCUCCAUCCUGGCCACCACCGGACCCCGAGGAUUCGAGGUUUCUUCCGGCUCCUGGGCCGGACCGUACGGAUACAUCAACAUCCUGGAUGUCGCCGAGCACGACCCAGAAGCUUCCGACUAUGAUGAGGGCCCGUUUUACGAUGGGUGUAUGCGAAUGGAGCUUGACGCCCUAGUGAGGUUUGUGGCGCAAACCGAGGAUUAUCCGCUGUGCGAACAGUAUCUCGGUCUUACCAGCAUAGACCAGGUACUGUACACAGACGGAACUCGGGCGAGAAUUGAGGCGAGAAGCAUGGUGACUCAUCGACGAAGACUGAACAGCUCAGGAUUUGGUUACGAGCGGCAGCCUUAUCCAUAGCGUACAAUUCAAUCGCCGUGAUUGUAGUUAGAAGCUGAAU